Messenger RNA from Morone saxatilis (striped sea-bass), 1224 nucleotides. It is a transcript of the gene tmem186, whose product is annotated as transmembrane protein 186. The transcript is spliced from 2 exons. Lineage: Eukaryota; Metazoa; Chordata; Actinopteri; Moronidae. Gene Ontology annotation, cellular component: mitochondrion. The record is from RefSeq and is a predicted model, not a curated record. Bases 199 to 864 code for a protein of 221 amino acids.
AAUUUACAACUGUCCCACAAGGGGGCACACGAGUACGUAACACAUUAAAACACGGUUAACGGUGUUCGAGUACAUCCGGGUCAUAACCUAGUGUACAGUUAGCUCCCUCUGUAAGUGUGGCCUCUGGUAUGUCUCUUAUUUCUGAAAACAAGAUUAGUGUUUCUGUGACUCCUUCUUCUAUUCAGCCUGCCGCCGGUCAUGAUCAGGUCAGUGCUGCUGCGAAGGCUAACCUCCCACAUCCAGUCCUGUAAAAGAGGACCAUGUCUACUCACAGGUCGGAUACCUUAUGGGCUGCAGCCUCAUUCACCAGGUCACACACUCACCCAGCAGAGCUCCCAUGGACCCUUCAUACCUAAAAUCACUGGUCUGGUCAGGUACUCGGACUUGUCAACAGAGAAAUAUACUACGAUUUACACCCUGCCGUACAUUAAGCAUCUCAGAGCCGCGUCCAGGCUCAAACUGCUCCAAACUGCAUUCACCAUAGUCAUCUUGCCCCCAGUGUUGGUCCUCUACCACCAGGGACUCGUCCCCUUCUCUCUUGUCGGCUACACAACGGGGAUAGCGCUGUUUGCUGGUGUCAUGCUGUACACUGCCAGUCACUUCUUCAGGAGGGUUGUGGGGAUAAUGUACCUGGACACGUCCCACACCACACUCAAAGUGUCCCACCUCACCUUCUGGGGCAGGCGCCACGAUAUCUACAUUCCUGUGUCAGAUGUUAUGACCAUAGCGGACACAGGGGACGCCGCAGAUGAGAUGAUAUUGACACUAAAGAGAUACAGUAGUCCACAAACGUUCUAUUACUCCACUCAGUUUGGACGUGUUGUGAACAAAGAGGGUUUUGAGAAGGUGUUUGGUCGUAUUUAACACUGAGGUCCCCGUUUUACUAUGUUCGAAAUACAACAUGCUAUAAUGUGAAGGAUCUGUUCUUCAUAAAAAAUGGUUGAUCAAAUGUUUAAGAUUAUACACCGGAAGACUUUCUGUUAUAAUAAGUGAUAUAUUAGCGGUUAUCACUCUGAUGUCUACUGUGAAUAACUAGCAAAUACAUUUUCAGUGAAGCUUGUGAUUGAAAAGUAAGGCUGCAUAUUUGCAGGCCUCUGCAGGACUGAGCUUUAGAGUGGAACAACAUGCCAAAGGACCAGCGUUGGAAGUAAUAUGUACUUUUGUCUGUGACUUAAUGUGUGAAGCAGAAAAAAAGUAAUAUAAAAUUAAAGACCUCUUGGUAUG